UGGGCUAGGGAUACGCACGUGCGGUGCGUCACUUAUCGACAACCGUUAUCGAUUCUUAGAAGGAUGAAGAAUAGUAUACGCUGGCGUAAGUGCGACAGAGAGCGCAAUAGAUUGCGUCCUGUUUCCAUGAAUUACUACCCCGCGGGCGGCGAAUCUUUAGCGAGUUGGAGCGAGAGGUCCGAUAGUCUGAGAGAGAGACUUGAGUCCGGUCGAGAAAAGCGCUGUAGUAGUUUACUGUUUAGUUUGCCACUGUCUUUCCUAUUGGCACAAGCGUGUUCGGAGGCUAUUUGCAAUUGUUCGUUGUUGAUUAUUUAAUUAAGUUUUUGUUAUUCAGUUUAUGUUGUUGGAUUUUUGACAUUUUGUGUUGUUAUAAUUAACUAUUAUGUCACGCAACUACGGCCCGCCUGGGUCACAGUGUUUCUUAUGUGAGAGGAGCACCGCACCGCGCAUGGGUGGACGCCAACCCAGACAACAACUAUGCAGCUAUGAGCUAUCUGAAACAUAUAUGGCUGAAAAUCCACAUGUACUAGCUUACGCGCGUCAUCUUCAAAGAGGAGAUCAGAUUGACCCAAUUUCUCGGAUUUGUCGCCCAUGCGUUCAACGGGCUAGUCGUUUUUAUGCCCGUGAACAAGCUCGUUUGGCUGUUGAACAGGAAGCUGUAGAAUUACUUUUUCAACCACCUCCAGAAGAAUCGGCUGAUGGACCUGCGAGUGAUCCACUAAGAGACGAAAUAGAAGCUAUCCCACAAGAAGUUCCGUUAGAAGCUCCCGAUGACGUUCAGAUGGGAGCCCCAGAAGCAGAUCAACGUGAUGAUGUGGACAAUCUUCAAGGUGCCUCCCCUGAUCUGCAAGUUCCAGUUCCUGGAUAUUCACGAGUGUCCUCUUCUACCACUUAUUGUCUUGUAGCGGGAUGCAAUUUAAGAGACAACUUACACAGAAUAAAACAAACAGUGAGGGCGCAUAUUUUGUGUAAAGAUAGCAUUUACAUUCCAGAACAAGCGAGAGUUUGUGAUGAGCAUUUAAAUGCAGGCUUAAUUUGGCAAGAUUUUCCCGAUCAUACACGGCCCCGACAUGACUUGUUUACACCAGUUCAAUUGGCAAACAUGAUGUUAUUAUUAAAAAAGCCUGUUGAACAUUUAAACUGUGCGAAACGAAACGAAAACUGUGCGAAUGCAUUUGUUGAAUGA
Colias croceus (clouded yellow) is the source of this 1186-nucleotide messenger RNA. RefSeq lists its product as uncharacterized. NCBI's taxonomy places the organism in Eukaryota, Metazoa, Arthropoda, Insecta, Lepidoptera, Pieridae. The transcript has 2 exons. The record is from RefSeq and is a predicted model, not a curated record. Bases 383 to 1186 code for a protein of 267 amino acids.